Molecule: messenger RNA, 498 nt
Organism: Rasamsonia emersonii CBS 393.64
Lineage: Eukaryota; Fungi; Ascomycota; Eurotiomycetes; Eurotiales; Trichocomaceae
Exons: 3
Coding region: 1-498 (165 amino acids)
Source: RefSeq, a predicted model, not a curated record
AUGCCUCGUGACUUUGAGUCCGAUAAGCAUGUCACUCUCUCUGAUAACGAGAGCGAUGCCAGGACCGACCUCCCAGACAUCUUCUCGAACAAUCCUUCCAAUGAUUCCUCCGACAGUGAUACGGAGCCAAACCGUGACGAUUCAGAUGAUGAUUCGGAUGACAGUUCAGAUGAUGACGCCUUCUACGACGAUGAAGAGCAGCAUCCCCCGGACUUCUUGCCACGCUGUCACACCUCGCGGAGGCUGACCGUCUGGAUGUCUCCCAGCUCCGACAGCAACGGUAUAGUCCUAAGACUCAGAAGAAGCUGGAGGAGACAAGGGACUAUUAGGACCGAUUCUGUCGAUUUCAGAGCUGUGAUCCUGUCGAGUGCUUCUACUCGCUCUUUGAGCCUGAGGAGACUGUCCGAUACCUUAAAGGCUUUUUCAGCUAGCAUUGUAACCAAUAAUGGGGCAAGAAUGGAUACAGGACUCCUGGAAUCAAAUAUAAGAGCUCAUUAG